AUGGUAGACAAACUCAGCCUUUUUUGGGCCUCUCUCACUAAACAAGAUCCCAAAGACAUGUGGAAGAAAGGUUGGAAUACAUAUGGAACAUUCAUAAUACAAAAGUUCAAAACUCCAACACAAUAUUUCAUUAGGGAUUCAAGAUUGGCUAAUGAAAUUGGAGAUUUAUUACAAUGUCAUUUAAUAAACUCAAAUGGAAUUGUCCCUUGUGACUCUGCUACAUACAACAACGUUGAAAUCUUGAACUCAUUCAAACAAGUUGCAAGCAAUAAGGAUAUGUCUUUCACUUGCAAAGACAUUAAUACAACUCAUGCUUAUUUGAAUCAAGUUACAUUUUGCUACACAAAUGAUGUAAAGAUAUUUGUGAAUUGUCCAACUUCUGUCACUAACAAACGUUGUCGUAUUCAAAACAUUAUUGUUCAUCGUCCUUCACCUCCUGUUCCAGCUUCACAGGCUCUUCUAAUGAAAGGAGAAAAGCUUCCAGCCAAUAGCUUAUGGGAGAAUCAUCCGGAGUAG
This is a messenger RNA of Solanum dulcamara, 516 nucleotides long. RefSeq lists its product as uncharacterized. The transcript has 2 exons. Gene Ontology annotation, cellular component: extracellular region. The record is from RefSeq and is a predicted model, not a curated record. Lineage: Eukaryota; Viridiplantae; Streptophyta; Magnoliopsida; Solanales; Solanaceae. Gene Ontology annotation, biological process: RNA catabolic process. Gene Ontology annotation, molecular function: RNA binding; ribonuclease T2 activity. Bases 1 to 516 code for a protein of 171 amino acids.